AUGGACAACUUGAAAGGAUCCAACAUUACAUCAUCGGCUCCCCCGUGCAUGCAAGGUAUAACUCUUAUUAAAGUUCAAAACCGCACGUUUCGUAUUCCAACGAGUACACUACCCAAAGACUACAACUGCACAACGACUUCGGAUAAUACUGCAGUAAUGACUGAAAAACCAUCGGUUGGCAUCUCUACCGAUGUUUCUAAAAGUGGAAGUUCAAACGAAAAUAAAUUGUCUGAGCAAAUCAAACAUACGAUGGAAAUAACGAAUGUAAACUCAUUGAAGGGCAUUAUUAUAGGUCAAAAUGGAGCAACUGUAAAACAGCUUCAAUUGGAGACAAAGACAAAGAUUCAAGUUGGACAUAAUGUUGUUAUCGAAGGUUCCUCAGACGCGGUGGAAUUGGCAAUCACCAAAAUCAGAAAGUUAAUAACGGAUUCCAUGCCUCGACUGCGUCCGACUCACUUCAUUUCGCUUCCUCUUAAGGACCCAAACGUUAAGCGAAAAGUUAGCACGUUACAUACUGACAUCCUAGCCCUCAACCUCCCUAAUGUUGAUGAUUCACUUUUCCUUCGUCCCGAAAAAUUUCAUUUUACUGUCGGUGUACUGAACUUGUAUACAAAGGAUGAUGUCGAAGGAGCUGUGAAGCUGCUAAAAGAGCUGUCCCCAGAGAUUUAUGAUUUGGUCGGAACGAGGGCGACUGUUGCAAAACUGGUAGGAUUAGAAGUGAUGGAGAGUAAUCCGUUACAGGCCCAUAUUCUUUAUGCAAAGAUUGAGGAAGGAGAAACUCUGGAUAGUUUGAAGAAAGUAGCAGACAAGAAGUUGCUUGAAGGUCGCGACGGACACCAUGUAUUAGCGAAAAUGUCCCUAGUUAAUCUAAGUGCAUUUUCUAGAUCUUCUAAACGACAGAUUCAAAAAGGCAGGGUAUCUGAAACCAGAUAA
Paraglomus occultum is the source of this 933-nucleotide messenger RNA. The record is from the annotation of a GenBank genome assembly. Lineage: Eukaryota; Fungi; Glomeromycota; Glomeromycetes; Paraglomerales; Paraglomeraceae.